Molecule: messenger RNA, 1819 nt
Organism: Ictalurus furcatus (blue catfish)
Lineage: Eukaryota; Metazoa; Chordata; Actinopteri; Siluriformes; Ictaluridae
Product: glycine N-acyltransferase-like protein 3
Exons: 8
Coding region: 171-1079 (302 amino acids)
Cellular component (GO): mitochondrion
Molecular function (GO): glycine N-acyltransferase activity
Source: RefSeq, a predicted model, not a curated record
AUUAACAACACACACAACGCAGAAGAAGAAAACCCACUACACACACACACACACACUCGAGCGGACAUUAGGAGCUACUUUACAAGUCAAAGUGUGACAGAAGCAGACCUGCCAGGUAGUAUCUCUGACAGAGCAGGAGGAGAGGCAGGUGGAGAGGCAGGGUCACAGCCAUGAAGGUGCUGAAUAAGGAGGAGCUGAAGAAAGCCGAGGAAGUGCUCAGGCAUUACUUUCCCCAGUCACAACAGCAGGGGCUUUGCAGAAUCAUGAAGGCGUUGAGCAAGCACGAGCUGAAGAAGGCUGAGGAAGCGCUCAGACAUUACUUUCCCCAGUCACAAGAGGUGUAUGGGUGUGUUGCUAUAAUUAAUCGAGCAGAAAUUGACCCCAGAGAUGUGCUGGUGGACCGGUGGCCAGAUUUCAGUGUGCUACUUGUUAAACCAAAACCGCAGCAGAAACCAGACUUUUUUAAUGAUGUGAUCGUUUUUACUAAGGACGAAUCAUGUCUCAGGAACAUACUAACCAGGACAGACGUUCUAGACUGGAAGCAGUUCAUCAGUCUAAGUAUUGACCUGCAGCAAGAGGAAAUGUUAAAGGCUGUAGCAUUGAACAAUGGUGUACCAAUUAACAAAAUAUGUACCAGCCACUUAAUGUGCCUGGAGGAUCCAUCCAACCUUCCAACUGACAGGUUAUCUAUUCGAGUCUCAUCAGUCAAGGAGUCUCAUGUUGCUCUGAUCAACAGCACAUGGAAGUUCGGCAUGGGUGAAUUCACUGAGCCCCUGGUCAGGUGCAUGAUCUUGAAUUACCCUUCAUGUUGUGUACUUGACUCAGAGGGUCGGCCGGUGUCAUGGCUAUUGACCUAUUCUAACUGUGCGAUGGGAGUUCUGUACACACUCGCAAAGCACAGACGGAAAGGCUACGCCAAAGCCCUGAUCACCAUAUUGGCAAAGAAACUGCAUUCAGAGGGCUAUCCAGUGUACUGCUUCGUUGAGGAGGAGAACCAGUUGUCCUACAGGCUCUUUAAAGGUUUAGGCUUCACUGAGGAUCUGUCUUAUAUGAAUUCUUGGUUUUACGUCAAUCAGUAGUCUAUGACUCCAUAAGAGGUUUGGGACAAGGAACAUUCCUGAUUGCAUGACUGAAGGGUGUGCUCAGCACACAUUCACUAUCUUAUCCACACGUACCCCAUGAUUGGUUGGCCGUCCCGUCCUCCUUUAUCAUAUCAUUGUUCUUGCAUUAUGUAAAGCAAAUAAAACCAUGAGAAAACAACUCAGUGUUUAUUAUGUUGUCAGUUGUUAAUGUUCUCUGUAAACUAACAGACAAAUUGUUGAAAAAAUGUAACAUUAUAUCUCCGUUUUAAAAGUUGACCUGUUUCUCUCAUUUACAGAAACCAGACUUUUUUUUUUUAAUGAUGUGAGCAUUUUUACUAAGGACAAAUCAUGUCUCAGGAACAUACUAACCAGGACAGACGUUCUAGACUGGAAGCAGUUCAUCAGUUUAAAUAUUAAUUUCGAACUUCUUGUUACAGCAGUACAAACACUUUCAACCCGCUAACAUAUCUGUAUUAAAUCUACAUAUCUAUAACCAGGGCCGGUCAAUCCAUUAGGCGUCAUAGGCAGCCACCUUUGGGGCACAGCCCUACCGAAUCCGAUUAACAGUACCGAGCCACAUUUAACGGUAACUAGGGGGCACCAACAAACCAAUUUGACCAAACAAACAUUCUGAGAUAAUAAGACAUAAGGUAUUAUUAGCUCAGAAAUGUUUGUUUGGUCAAAUUGGUUUGUUGGCGCCCCCUUGUGCCGAUGUAAAUAAGAGUCUUCUACACUCU